Molecule: messenger RNA, 5743 nt
Organism: Eublepharis macularius
Lineage: Eukaryota; Metazoa; Chordata; Lepidosauria; Squamata; Eublepharidae
Gene: TUBGCP6
Product: tubulin gamma complex associated protein 6
Exons: 26
Coding region: 154-5355 (1733 amino acids)
Biological process (GO): mitotic cell cycle; microtubule nucleation; cytoplasmic microtubule organization
Cellular component (GO): equatorial microtubule organizing center; centrosome; spindle pole
Molecular function (GO): microtubule minus-end binding; gamma-tubulin binding
Source: RefSeq, a predicted model, not a curated record
GGAAAGAAGAUGAGGCGAGGCGGGCGGAGGAAGAAGAGGCGCCUGUCGCGCGGAGCCUCCUGGUCUUAGGGCUCCAUUUCAGCACCAUAUCAGAUGUAUAUGACUAAAUUCGCACAACCGUGUCUUCAGGAGGAUAGCCAGUAAUUUGAUACUAUGGAGAGUAUUACAGAGCUAUUUGGUGACUUAUGUGAGGCUCACAGUGCAAGUUCGUCAAAGAAGGACCACCUGAACAGAGGGAGGAAAAAGUCAAAGAAAAGUCUCAAAAGGAUUGCAUAUAAUGCUUUGUUUGCAAACCUUUUCUUGGAUGAGGCUCGGAAGGUGCAGUCCUAUGUUGGCCAACUUCCAGUGAAAAACAAGAUUUUGAUGCUGUCUUUCAAUCUGAGAGUUGCUGGAAUGAGCCCAGAAGCAGACAGGUUGGAAGAGCUUGUGGAUGAGUUGGAAAAGUCUGUUUCUCUACCAUUUACAGAAAUUAACUCUGUUUUGGAUCUUCUGGUACAGCUUGCAGGAACGGGGCCACCUCAGUGUUUACCCCCCAAAAGGGAUUACUUUAUGAAUAACAAGUAUGUUGGAAGAAAUGUUAAAUAUCAAGGUUACGAUUAUUAUGACGUCAGUGUGUUUGAAGCCAAUAUACAGACAUUUAUUGCCAAUGAGGAGUGUCAGUUUAAUGAUACAAUUCAGAAGACACUACAGGUCAUGGAGGCAGCACCAGGCACAGGUCUUCCUACCAUGGAGUCAUUUACUCAAAGGUGCCCAGUAGGUGACAGGUUUGAGAGGGAAACCCACGUCUCGCUUUUUGGUGCUCUUGUCCACAGCCGCACUUAUGACAUGGACAUCAAGUUGGAUCUCCCACCAGUGCCUGACAACGCAGAUUUAUCUGGACUUGCGAUCAAGGUUCCUCAAAGCAUAGAUCCUUCAGAAGAUGAGGGAUUCCAGUCUGCAUCCAACCUCACCCCUGACUCCCAGUCGGAACCCAGCGUGACUCCAGAUAUUGACCUCUGGGAAGCAGUGCUUACUUACGGACCUAGUAAACGAAGGUGCUGGGAGAGGAUUGGCUGCCCGCCUGGGAAAAAAGAAGAACCAUACCUUUCCGAAGCUGGAAGAGAAGCCUUUGACAAGUUUUGCCGACUUCGAGAAGGGGAGUUACAACUCUUCAGCAGCACAAAGCUGCAGAUUCCACAACGUGUACUAAUAAAAGAGUUGGAACUAGUGAAGGAUGUUCUGAAUGUCCUUAUUGGAGUGGUGUCUGCUUCAUUCUCGUUUAAUCAGGCAGCUCAGAUGUUUACGGUCAAGCAAGGCAUUUAUGUGUCCGGAACAUCACCUGAAAGCAUGCAGCAGCUCUUGUCCGAAGUUGCUCAGUAUGGAACCUACUACACGCGGCUGAGUCGUUUCUCUGUCCAGCCAGUCUUAGACUCUUCAUACAGUAAAGGACUGGUGUUUCAGGCAUUCACAAGUGGGCUGAGGAAGUAUCUACAAUACUACCGAGCAUGCGUUUUGUCAACUCCUUCUACUUUAACACUUCUAACUAUAAGCUUUCUGUUCAGAAAACUAGGACGCCAGCUCAGGUAUUUAGCUGAACUCUGUGGCAUAGGAGUGACUGCAGCGGGAACUGUUGGAGCUGUUGGCACUGCUUCUUUCCCGACAGGUGUGAAACUUCUUUCAUAUCUGUAUGAAGAAGCUCUUAAUAACUGCAGCAAUGAACAUUACCCAGUUCUACUGUCACUGUUAAAAACGAGCUGUGAGCCAUAUACAAGGUUUAUCCACGACUGGGUGUAUAGUGGUGUGUUUAGAGAUGCGUAUGGUGAAUUCAUGAUUCAGGUGAAUGAGGAAUAUCUUGGCUUCAGAGAUAAACGCUACUGGACCCAUGGGUACAUUCUCAUUUCCAAAGAAGUAGAAGACUGUGUCCCCUUGUUCUUGAAGCAUGUUGCUAAUGAUGUAUACAUUUGUGGGAAAACCAUAAAUUUAUUAAAGUUGUGCUGCCCCAGGCACUAUAUAUGCUGGUCAGAUAUUCCAGUUCCUCGGAUUUCUGUAAUUUUCUCCCUUGAGGAAUUGAAAGAGAUUGAGAGAGACUGUGCUGUGUAUGUGGGCCGAAUGGAAAGAAUUGCACGAUACAGUUCCAUCAGCAAGGAAGAAAAGAAGCUGCGUAUGGAAAUUGAAAAACAGGAGUUAAUUGUUCAUGCUCGAGAAACAGCUAGCAAAGCUCUAAAAGCCAUUACUGAUCAGCAAAUAGCAGAGAAAAUGGCACUGGAUGUGAAGAAACGAGAGCAGUUUCAGAAACUGAAGGAACAGUUUGCAAAGGACCAAGAGCGCCGACGUGCUCUGAAACAGGAGGAGACUGAUGACGAUUUCAGUUACGCUCGGGAACUUAGGGAGAGGGAGAGAAGAUUGAAGGCUUUAGAGAAAGAAUUGGAGAAAAAGGCAAGGCAAGAGUUAAUUGACCACUACAGCAAACUGUCUGAAGAUGCAACACGUAGAGAGAAAAGAGCAUUAUGGAAGACUCAGAGGCACAAACUGGAAACUGCUCGCCUCACUUUUCUCUUGGAAGAUCAGAAACAUAUUGAGGGCAUGCUUGAGAAGUUGCCUGGCGGAAAAUACAGGAAGAGAUUAGACAUAAUUCCAGAAGGUCGGUGCCAACAAGUUUCCACUUCAGUUGGGCCUGUAAGAGAUUCCAGCCUUCAGCAAACAUCUGUAGAACCUGAGAAUCCUCAUGUUCGGAAUGUUGUUGAGAGGGAUGCAGAAUCUGGACUGUCAGGUGAUGCUUUGGAUGGCAAAUCAUUGGACUUAGCACAGUCAACAAAUGUGCAGUCUGAUGACCAUCAUGAGUCAAAAAAGGAAGAGAUUACAUCUCAGGUGCACCAUAGCGAGCAAACAGCAAGUCCAUUGGAGAGCAUUCCUGAACUCAGCCUGGACUUUGAAGACUUCUUACCAAAACCUCCAGAAGAAAUGCUCGUCCCUCCAGAGGAGACAAGUUUGUUGGACAAAGCUUUGCAAAAUAUCAGCUCAGAUCUUUCCUUGACUGCUUGUGCAGAUGAACAUCCUCCUGUGCAGAAAGACACAGCAGAAGAGGAAACCAGUCCCCAAGCUGACUUACCCAGUGAAUAUGAUUUUAAUACCAUCCUCAGGCCUUCUGCUUCGUGCAGCCAUGUCCGAGUUGGAGAGAAUGUCUUUGAUGUUGAGAGCAGGAGGCCUCGUUGGAAUGUUCAUGACCAUGCAUCUGAUGCAAACAUUAAAGUAGGGGAAUACACUCCUCUUACUCAACUAUACCAGUCACACGCAAAUCCUCAUGGCCAUUCUUCGGAUGCACACAUUAAGAUUGGAGAAUAUACAUCUGAGGUGGAACCUAGCCGGCCCCGCUGGAAUGUCCAUGGCCAUGUCUCAGCAGCUCAUAUUCAAGUUGGGGAAUAUGCCUCUGAGGUAGAGUCCUCCAGACCUAGGUGGAAUAUUCACGGGCAUGCAUCAGAUGCCAAUAUAAAGAUUGGUGAGUAUGUGUCAAACAUAGAGCCAACUAGACCGCGGUGGACCAUUCAUGGCCACGUAUCAGAUGCCAACAUCAAGAUUGGGGAAAACGUAUCUGAAGUUGUGUCUUCUCGACCUCGUUGGAACAUUCAUGGGCAUGCCUCCCAAUCGCACAUUAAACUUGGAGAGCUAGUUUCCGACAUGCAGGUUUCCAAGCCUCGAUGGAGCCCUUUUGGUCAUGCCUCACAGUCCAGUAUUCAGAUAGGGGAGUGGGUCCCCUCAACGGAAACUGACUUGAUUCCUCAUCAUAAAUCGGCCUCUGGUCCUGCAUCUGGCUCUACAGUCCAGACUUUCCUGUAUGGACAAGAACUCUGUACAGCCAAAGGGAGUGAGAAGGGCCAAGAACACCAGGGAGAGUCCUUGCCCCAGUCAGAGUCAUCUGGUGGGGCACUGGCUGAUGGUUCGGAUGAACAGCAAGGAAGAAGCUUGGGAAAGAGCCAGGAGAAAGCAGACCUGACUGAUAAUACCAAAGAUCUCCCCCCCAGUCCUCCUCAGAAGUUACAGGUAGAGGAACCUAGGCAAUCCACUGACAUGGUCCCUGUGAUGCAACCCACUUUCUUCCCUGAAAUUAGUGCGUCUGAAAGCCCGGGAGGAGGAGACACCACUGUUGCAAAAUGGGAGAAAGAACAAGAUUACAUGAAAGUGUUGUCUGAUCAGUAUUGUCUUGAGAAAUAUCAGGACAGCUAUGAUUUGAUGUCAGAGCUUCCUGUUUCCCAUCUCUUGCAUCAUGUGAUACCGAGAUCCUAUACUUUCCCCGUGGAUCCUUCAAUUCAAUCGGGAACAGAUGAAACAGCUGUACAACUCAGUGAGCUCUUAUCUCUUCCAGUGCUGAUGAAGCGGUCAGUUACUGCCCCCUUGGUUUCUCAUGUUUCACUUGUGAACAAAGCCAUUGUUGACUACUACUUUGUGGAGCUGAAUGUCGAGAAGCAUUUUGAAGCUCUAAGGCAUUUCUUGUUGAUGGAAGAUGGAGAGUUUGCUCAGUCACUGAGUGAUUUGCUGUUUGAAAAGCUUGGAUCCGGACAGACCCCUGGUGAACUUCUCAAUCCGCUCGUCCUCAAUUCCAUCUUAAACAAGGCCUUGCAAUACAGCCUUCAUGGAGACACCCGCCUUGCAUCCAAUCUGUCUUUUGCGCUAAAGUACCUUCCAGAAAUGUUCAAGCCCAAUGCCCCCGAUGCCUUAAAUUGCUUGGAGCUACGAUAUAAGGUUGACUGGCCCUUAAAUAUUGUCAUUACUGAGAACUGCAUGAAUAAAUAUAACAAGAUUUUCUCCUUCCUGCUGCAACUGAAGCACAUGGUGUGGACUCUGAAGGAUGUUUGGUUUCACUUAAAACGAACAGCCUUAGUGAAACAUGCAUCCAACUCUGUGCAGUUUCGUCAGCUCCAGCUCUAUAAACAUGAAAUGCAGCACUUUGUUAAAGUAAUUCAAGGUUAUAUCGCCAAUCAGAUCCUGCAUGUGACAUGGUGUGAAUUUGGAAGUAAGCUGUCUUCUGUUGGGAACCUGGAAGAAAUACACAGAACGCACGCAGAAUACCUCAACAAAGCAAUCUUCCGGGGAUUGUUGACUGAAAAGGCAGCUCCUGUGAUGAACAUCAUUCACAGUAUAUUUAGCCUAAUUCUCAAGUUCCGUAGCCAGUUGAUCUCUCAAUCGUGGAGUUUUGAUGCUGGCAAGCAAAUGGCGGUUCACCCCAACUUUGGUCUGAUGCAGCAAUCCUACAACACAUUCAAGUAUUACUCCCAUUUCUUAUUCAAUGUUGUAACUAAACUAGUAAACAGAGGCUAUCAACCUCACCUGGAGGACUUCUUGUUGCGAAUCAACUUUAACAACUACUACAAAGAUAACUGAGGUUUGAUACUGUUUAACUGGCAGAUUGUAUUACAUGAACAAAGACACAGCAAUAUCAUGAGUAUGUGUUCAUUUAUGAAGCCUGUCUUGGUUGAAUGUUGGUCAUGCUAAGAAUAUGGCUCUUCUAAGAAGAAAAGCUUUUCAUUAAAUACCCUGUUGAAGGUGCAGUGGAAUUCAUAAUAGGAUGGGAAUCUGCAGGAUGCUCCAUUUUUUUUUCUGUAGCAUGGCAGUUUUUCUUCUCAGUAUUGGUGCAGGAAAGCAUGUGACCUGGCACCAACAUGGCAAUGUGUGCAACAAUGUAAAUUUGUUAAUGUGUAAAUUCUUCUUUGUAGUAUUGUGAAAUCUCAUGUAAAUGUGCAAGAAAAUUAAAAAAACGACUUUGAAAUUA